AUUUGGAGCAGCAGACGCAGCAGCAGCAAGACGUCGUUUCAGACAUGAGCUCCGUUAUCGUCAGGUCGUCUCCGAUCGUGACCGUCUUGGUCAGCAGCAGCCUCAACACAUUCUUAGCAGAAAAGAGGCUGGACAGAGGGAUCACAUUGGCAGAGCUAAAGUGCAAGCUGGAGCUGGUGGUCGGGUCUCCUGCCUCAUGUAUGGACCUGCAGUUAUUCAGCGUGGAUAACCUGUUUAUCCAGAACCUGGAUCAGGAUGAUGCCUUGCUGGGUUCCUACCCUGUGGAUGACCGAUGCAGGAUACAUGUGAUCGAUAAGAGCGGCACCAAGGCUGGAGAGUACGAAGACGUGUCUAGAGUGGAAAAAUAUGAGAUCUCGCAGGAAUCCUAUGAAAAAAGAUCAGACUCUGUACGUUCCUUCUUGAAGAAGAAUAAGUUGGGGAAGUUCAAUGAAGAGGAAUCGGCUCAAAAGUCGGCAGAGCAGCAGUGCAAGCUGGAGGAGGAGAGGCUGGCAGCAGAGGCGAUCGCCCAAGGGUCUCGAUGCGAGGUGCGGGCUUCUGGACAGCCCACUAAACGCGGCACUGUUAUGUAUGUGGGUUUAACAGACUUUAAGCCCGGAUAUUGGGUUGGCAUAAAGUAUGAUGAACCUCUAGGGAAACAUGAUGGAAGUGUUGAGGGAAAGCGUUAUUUCACAUGUUCUCCAAAGUACGGCGCGUUCGUCAAACCCCAGUUUGUCGUGGUUGGUGACUUCCCAGAAGAAGAUUACGGUCUAGAUGAUGAAAUGUGACAUCCCACCGCCUUUAACUUCUUGGUGCCUCCUCCAUGUUCAAACUCCAAGCUUCAACGCCAUGUUCCACAUAGUGUAAUAACAUUGUGAAUCUCGUAGGUUUUUAUGUUUUUUGUUUUCUAAGCAUUUAGCAGAAGCCCCAAACCUUCUUCCGGUUUCCCCUAAUAAUGCUGAUGAAUUCAUCUACGUGGCAAGAAAGGAAAUCAACGCAUGAGAAACUAAUGGCUGCCUCCAAGUUGACUCUAACUGGUAUAUAUCAGAAGAUAACUAGGACUUAGUAGAACCUGCUAGUUCUUCUUAGAUCCUCGGCCAAACAGGACGUUUUGUAGCAUGGAAGUCAAGAUGCCAUGGGGCUGCUGCUGCCGCCUACUAUUACCAGACCGUAAGCUUUCCCUGUGAAGUUUUCCUAAGGAGUUUCAGCUUUGUAAUAUACAGUAGCCCCUGAAAUGAAUUACUACAGAUCUAAUAAUAAAAAACAAAAGACAUUGACAGACUUACUGUAUAUAACGCUACUAUUGUUCAGACCGUCAUGUUGUCUCUCUGACCAAGUGUAUAGUGUGUGUUUUGAAUAAUUUAUUUUCUUCAAUGCAAGUGAUUGGGGAUUUUUCACCUGCACAUUCCUGCCCUCCACCAUCUCUUACAGAUCACUUUCUUUCUAGGCUGAUUUUUGAGUUACGUUUUCUUGUUUUAUAUGCACCAGCAAUGUUUGUUUUAUCGUUGCCCUGAGGUACAAAGCAAAAUUGCUUUUCUUGAUAGUCUGUGUAAAUCCUGAGGCAAUUAAAUAAAACCAAGCAGAUUUUUUUUUCAUUCAGUGAUGUGAUGGCAAAAAAUAAAAGCCAGAUGGCAGUGUG
This is a messenger RNA of Bufo gargarizans (Asiatic toad), 1636 nucleotides long. It is a transcript of the gene TBCB, whose product is annotated as tubulin folding cofactor B. The coding region runs from base 45 to 785 and encodes 246 amino acids. Gene Ontology annotation, biological process: cytoplasmic microtubule organization; post-chaperonin tubulin folding pathway; tubulin complex assembly. Gene Ontology annotation, cellular component: microtubule plus-end; nucleus; cytoplasm. Gene Ontology annotation, molecular function: alpha-tubulin binding; microtubule plus-end binding. The record is from RefSeq and is a predicted model, not a curated record. The transcript is spliced from 6 exons. NCBI's taxonomy places the organism in Eukaryota, Metazoa, Chordata, Amphibia, Anura, Bufonidae.